GCAGCGGCGGCGGCGGGAGCGCGCCCGUUGCAAGAUGGCGGCGGCCAUGCUGGGCCCCGGGGUUGUGUGUGCGCAGCGGGCGGCGGCGCGGCCCGGACGGCUGGCGCGGCGACGGCGUUAGCCCGGCCCUCGGCCCUUCUUUGCGGCCGCUCCCUCCGCCUCUUCCCGCCUUGCCCGAGAUGGAUCUGCCCAUGGGCCCCGGCGCGGCGGGGCCCAGCAACGUCCCGGCCUUCCUGACCAAGCUGUGGACCCUCGUGAGCGACCCGGACACCGACGCGCUCAUCUGCUGGAGCCCGAGACGGGGUUUUGCCAUGUUGCCCAGGCCAGUCUCCAACUCCCGAGCUCAAGCAACCCACCUGCCUCGGCCUCCCAACGUGCUGGGACCACAGGCGUGAGCCAGCGCAGCCGGCUGGAAAACUGGAACUCUCAUUGGCUGAGAGUGGCAGCCCUGGAGCUCGGACUCCCCCACCUCCCCAGGAUUUGUCAUUGCUGCUGUUUGUUGUGGUUAUCUGUCAGAGCGGGAACAGCUUCCACGUGUUCGACCAGGGCCAGUUUGCCAAGGAGGUGCUGCCCAAGUACUUCAAGCACAACAACAUGGCCAGCUUCGUGCGGCAGCUCAACAUGUAUGGCUUCCGGAAAGUGGUCCACAUCGAGCAGGGCGGCCUGGUCAAGCCAGAGAGAGACGACACAGAGUUCCAGCACCCAUGCUUCCUGCGUGGCCAGGAGCAGCUCCUUGAGAACAUCAAGAGGAAAGUGACCAGUGUGUCCACCCUGAAGAGUGAAGACAUAAAGAUCCGCCAGGACAGCGUCACCAAGCUGCUGACGGACGUGCAGCUGAUGAAGGGGAAGCAGGAGUGCAUGGACUCCAAGCUCCUGGCCAUGAAGCAUGAGAAUGAGGCUCUGUGGCGGGAGGUGGCCAGCCUUCGGCAGAAGCAUGCCCAGCAACAGAAAGUCGUCAACAAGCUCAUUCAGUUCCUGAUCUCACUGGUGCAGUCAAACCGGAUCCUGGGGGUGAAGAGAAAGAUCCCCCUGAUGCUGAACGACAGUGGCUCAGCACAUGCCAUGCCCAAGUACGGCCGGCAGUUCUCCCUGGAGCACGUCCACGGCUCGGGCCCCUACUCGGCCCCCUCCCCGGCCUAUAGCAGCUCCAGCCUCUAUGCCCCCGAUGCUGUGGCCAGCUCUGGACCCAUCAUCUCCGACAUCACCGAGCUGGCUCCUGCCAGCCCCGUGGCCUCCCCCGGCGGGAGCAUAGACGAGAGGCCCCUGUCUAGCAGCCCCCUGGUGCGUGUCAAGGAGGAGCCCCCCAGCCCGCCUCAGAGCCCCCGGGUAGAGGAGGCGAGUCCCGGGCGCCCAUCUUCCGUGGACACCCUCUUGUCCCCGACUGCCCUCAUUGACUCCAUCCUGCGGGAGAGUGAACCUGCCCCCGCCUCCGCCACAGCCCUCACGGACGCCAGGGGCCACACGGACACCGAGGGCCGGCCUCCCUCACCCCCGCCCACCUCCACCCCUGAAAAGUGCCUCAGCGUAGCCUGCCUGGACAAGAAUGAGCUCAGUGACCACUUGGAUGCUAUGGACUCCAACCUGGACAACCUGCAGACCAUGCUGAGCAGCCACGGCUUCAGCGUGGACACCAGUGCCCUGCUGGACCUGUUCAGCCCCUCGGUGACCGUGCCCGACAUGAGCCUGCCUGACCUUGACAGCAGCCUGGCCAGUAUCCAAGAGCUCCUGUCUCCCCAGGAGCCCCCCAGGCCUCCCGAGGCAGAGAACAGCCCGGAUUCAGGGAAGCAGCUGGUGCACUACACAGCGCAGCCGCUGUUCCUGCUGGACCCCGGCUCCGUGGACACCGGGAGCAACGACCUGCCGGUGCUGUUUGAGCUGGGAGAGGGCUCCUACUUCUCCGAAGGGGACGGCUUCGCAGAGGACCCCACCAUCUCCCUGCUGACAGGCUCGGAGCCUCCCAAAGCCAAGGACCCCACUGUCUCCUAGAGACCCUGGAGGAGCUGGGCCAGCCAUGGCCUGCCCGUCCCCAGCCCCAGCGCAGGGCUGGUCUUGGGGAGGCAGGGCAGCCUCGUGGUCUUGGACACUGGUGGGUCGGCCGCCAUAGCCCCAGUAGGACAAACAGGGGCUUGGGUCUGGGCAGCACCUCUGGUCAGGAGGGUCACCCCAGCCUGCCAGUCUGCCUUCCUCCAACCCCGUGUCCUGUGGUUUGGUUGGGGCUUCACAGCCACACCCGGACUGACCCUGCAGGUUGUUCACAGUCAGAAUUGUAUUUUGAAUUUUUACACAACUGUCCCGUUCCCCGCUCAAUAGAGAUAUACAGAUAUAUACACACAGGUGGAUGGACAGAUGAGACAGGCAGAGAUCUAUAAACAGACAGGCUCUA
Messenger RNA from Symphalangus syndactylus (siamang), 2383 nucleotides. It is a transcript of the gene HSF1, whose product is annotated as heat shock transcription factor 1. Gene Ontology annotation, biological process: regulation of DNA-templated transcription. NCBI's taxonomy places the organism in Eukaryota, Metazoa, Chordata, Mammalia, Primates, Hylobatidae. The record is from RefSeq and is a predicted model, not a curated record. Gene Ontology annotation, molecular function: DNA-binding transcription factor activity; sequence-specific DNA binding.